AUGGGUAUGGCAUUUUCGAAACUGUUCGAUAGAAUAUGGGGAAAAAAGGAAAUGAGAAUUCUCAUGGUUGGUCUUGAUGCUGCUGGAAAGACCACCAUCUUGUACAAACUGAAACUCGGUGAAAUCGUCACAACCAUCCCUACCAUCGGAUUCAACGUCGAGACUGUCGAAUAUAAGAACAUUCAAUUUACCGUGUGGGACGUCGGUGGACAAGACAAGAUCCGGCCUUUGUGGAGGCACUACUUCCAAAAUACCCAGGGUAUCAUUUUCGUGGUUGAUAGCAAUGAUCGUGACCGUGUUGUCGAGGCUCGGGAGGAGUUGCAGCGCAUGCUGAACGAGGAUGAACUACGCGACGCCCUACUUCUGGUCUUCGCUAACAAACAAGAUCUCCCGAACGCUAUGAGCCCAGCCGAGAUCACCCAACAGCUCGGCCUACAGAGCUUGACACGACGCGCAUGGUACAUUCAAUCUACCUGUGCUACGACUGGCGAUGGUCUUUAUGAAGGCCUGGAGUGGUUGGCCAAUGCGUUGAAGAAGGCGGGUCAUGAGUAA
Blastomyces gilchristii SLH14081 is the source of this 552-nucleotide messenger RNA. Its product is annotated as arf/Sar family, other. Gene Ontology annotation, molecular function: GTP binding; GTPase activity. NCBI's taxonomy places the organism in Eukaryota, Fungi, Ascomycota, Eurotiomycetes, Onygenales, Ajellomycetaceae. Bases 1 to 552 code for a protein of 183 amino acids. The record is from RefSeq and is a predicted model, not a curated record. Gene Ontology annotation, cellular component: cytoplasm; plasma membrane. Gene Ontology annotation, biological process: vesicle-mediated transport; intracellular protein transport. The transcript is spliced from 4 exons.